This is a messenger RNA of Candidula unifasciata, 420 nucleotides long. Lineage: Eukaryota; Metazoa; Mollusca; Gastropoda; Stylommatophora; Geomitridae. The record is from the annotation of a GenBank genome assembly.
AUGGUGCAGAUGUACAAACUGUGCAGUGAGCAGUUGUCACAGCAAGACCAUUAUGAUUUUGGCAUGCGUGCAGUCAAGUCUGUGUUGGUGAUGGCAGGAUCUUUGAAACGUCAGAACCCAGACAAAUCAGAGGAUGUGGUCCUCAUAAGGGCACUGAGAGACAGCAACCUGCCCAAGUUCCUUACGCAUGAUGCCAAAUUGUUCCAGGCCAUUCUUUCUGACCUGUUCCCUGGAGUGAACAUUCCUGAGCAUGAUUAUGGUCGCCUGAAAGAGGAGAUCAUCAAUGUCCAGGUGGUGAUGAAGCUGCAAGUGUUGGAGUCCCAGAUUGUGAAAGUUAUACAGCUGUUGGAGACAAUGAUAGUGCGUCACGGGGUCAUGCUGGUGGGCCCAACAGGUGGCGGCAAGACAACAGUGUAUAAG